Molecule: messenger RNA, 1281 nt
Organism: Striga asiatica
Lineage: Eukaryota; Viridiplantae; Streptophyta; Magnoliopsida; Lamiales; Orobanchaceae
Source: the annotation of a GenBank genome assembly
AUGGACGGUAAGGAAAACAAGAGCAAGGAUAAAAUGGUGUUCGUAAAGGGUCCGGGCCUUUACUCUGACAUUGGCAAGAAAGCCAGAGGCAAGUUUUUCCUUUUAUCGGUUUCAUUUUGCGAUUCAAAUUGUGGCAAUAAUCGUUUAUUUGUUGAGUUGUGGGUUUCAGAUCUUCUUUACAGGGAUUAUCAGGGUGACCAGAAGUUUACUCUCACUACAUACACCGCAAAUGGGGUGGCCAUCACUUCAUCUGGGUCCAAGAAGGGCGAACUUUUUCUUGCUGAUGUUAACACCCAGCUGAAGAACAAGAACAUGACAACUGAUGUGAAAGUGGACACUAACUCCAACGUGGAGCUUCAGUAUCUGCAUGAGUAUGCUGGUAUAAGCACCAGCCUCGGGCUGACUGCAAAGCCCAUUGUCAACUUUUCUGGAGUUGCUGGUAAUCAGAAUGCAGCUUUUGGGACCGAUAUCUCAUUUGACACAGCCACCGGGAAUUUUACCAAAUACAAUGCUGGAAUCAGUUUUACCAAUGCCGACCUAAUUGCAUCCUUGACACUGAAUGACAAGGGCGAAACCGUAAACGCAUCCUACUUCCACACGGUGAGCCCAUUGUCCAACACAGCAGUUGGUGCGGAGUUCACCCACAGCUUUGCUACCAAUGAAAACACCCUCACCAUUGGGACCCAGCACAUGCUCGACCCCCUCACCUCAGUCAAAGCUCGUGUUGACAACUAUGGGAAAGCGAGUGCUCUCAUACAGCACGAGUGGCGCCCCAAGUCUCUGGUCACUAUUUCGGGCGAGGUGGACACCAGGGCCAUUGAGAAAAGUGCCAAGAUUGGACUUGCUGUCGCAAUUAAGCCGUAAGGUCAACGAGAAAAAAAUUAUCACGUAAAAGGUUUAACAUUUAUUUUUUCUUUCUGUUUGUUUCUUUGAGACUGAGGAGAAAGAAAUAAAGACGAUCCUGUUCAUUCUAUGGGGAUGCCUGGAUAAUCAUACUGGAAUCUGACUUGUGGUGUCGAAUUUCUUGAAUGUGGAUGGCUUUGGGGCUAGGGACUUGAGCUGAUUUUUGUUUUUAAACUCGGAUCAGGGGUUUGUUCGGUUGCUCUAAGUAUCUCUGUCCUGUUUUGGAUGUCUGAUUGGGAUCUUAUUGUUGCUUUUUGAUGGUUACCCCGUAGAAUCGAUAUUCAGUCCUUUAAAUUUGAGGGAUUGACAUAAUUGGUUUUAUUAGUGUCAUUAAUGGUAAUCGGUUUUUCUAUGGAGCCAUUCAAUUGUUUUUUCAUA